CUGGCAGCCUUUGGGCUCUGAGGGCCCAGGUCCCCAGGUGGGUUGGGUGCUGGGUGCACACAUGUAACCCUAGAGACAACGGGUGUUGGAAAACUUAUCUGAGUUAGAAACUUGGAAUCCCAGAUUUGAACCUGAAGGGAGCUUAAGAACUCCCCUAGCCCAAUGGUUUCAAAAUCUAUUUUGUUUCAAACCCCUGGCACAAAAGAAUACCCAGAACAUCAGAGAGAAGCCCUCCCCCCUCCCUAGCAGGAGUGAAACCACAUCCCCUGGGUCCUGGCUGGGGACACCGGAGCUGUGAUUUCAGAGCAGAAUGCGCAGGGCAGAGACGGGUGCAGGUGGAGUUCAGAGAGAAACAGGACUUCUACAGAUGAAACGGUCACUCAUGGAAUAAACAUAGCUGAAGAGAGAAUCGGUAAUGUGGAAGACAGAGUAGAUAGAAUGCAGCAAAAAGAACAUAGGAGAGCUUAAGAACCAGAGAAAGAAGGUAUAGACUGUAGACUUCCUGAGGGAGACGGUGGCAGAGGAGUUUCCAAAAUGGGAAGAGAUUUAAGAAGGCAAACAAUCCCCUAACAGAAGUCACAUCAACCCUGUCCCUCCCUGCUGUAUCCUCACAACAGAGCUGUGGGGGGGCCCAGUAAAUACUUAGAGUGAACAGAUGCAGAACUCUGGAGACAAAAAGUUAGGAUCUAAGGAAAGAUACUGGCCUAGGAGUGAUGGUUACAGCUGAUGUCCCCGUAGCAGCCACAGAUACCAGAAGGCGGGGAGAUGAGGUGGUGGGAGUGGGGAGAAGGAACAGCCCGCUAAGAUUGUGCACCCUGAGCCGUCUUGAAAUAUUCAGGAAACUGAUUGGAUGUCACCACCAAUACACCUGCAGGGCAGAAAUGCUCGAAGAAUCCUGGUGGACGGGGGACUUUUGCAGGAGGAAGACCCGAGCCGUAGGAAGCUAAUAGUUCAGUCCCUGAGAAAAUAAUAACAGCAUGUAACUCAGGAGGAGCCAACCAGAGACGAGGUAUUCUAAAGUCCUGGGUUAACUUUAGACUUUAAACACAUGUACCUUGGGUAACCACUAAGAGAAUGGGUGUGCAGUGCACAGUUUCGAAGCCAGUGGCUGGGGUGAGGCGGGGCCAGGGCGAGGAAUAAGAAAUUUUUAGCAAUCCUAAAAAAUGUAAGGAGCGGGCAAAAUCUGACUAUUAGCAAUUCCCAAAAUAAGAUGACUGGGGGCUGCGUGGGUGCACGGGAUGCCCGCCUGGGUUCUGACCACUCCGCUUCUGCCGGAACUUCCUGCCCACGUGCACCAGGGAAAGCAGCCGCAGGUGGCUCAGGUGCCGGCCCAGCCACCCACACUGGGAGCCUGGCCUCGGCCUGGCCCACCCUGGCUGUUGCAGCCGUCUGGGGGUGGGUCAGCAGAUGGGUCUGUCUGUCUCUCUCAUUCUGCCUUUCAAAUAAGUAAAUAAGGCCGGUGCCGCAGCUCAAUAGGCUAAUCCUCCGCCUGCGGCGCCGGCACACCAGGUUCUAGUCCCGGUCCGGGCACCGGAUUCUGUCCCGGUUGCCCCUCUUCCAGGCCAGCUCUUUGCUAUGGCCCGGGAGGGCAGUGGAGGAUGGCCCAAGUCCUUGGGCCCUGCACCCCAUGGGAGACCAGGAGAAGCACCUGGCUCCUGGCUUCGGAUCAGCGUGGUGUGCGGGCCGCGGCGGCCAUUGGAGGGUGAACCAACGGCAAAGGAAGACCUUUCUCUCUCUCUCUCUCUCUCUCUCUCUCUCUCUCUCUCUCUGUCCACUCUGCCUGUAAAAAAGAAAAUCAUCAAAUAUAAUAAGCGAAUCGUUGCGAACGGGCCUACGCCCCGGGAGGCCCUGCAUUCACUAAGCAUCUGGUGUGGACACCAAGCAGCAGGGGCACGUGAACCGGCCCGAGGUUCGGAGGCGCGGGCCCCCCACAGAUCACGCAGCACCGCGACCCGGGCUCGGUGCUCCUGCCUCCCAGAGGCGCCCACGCUCGGGACGGAGGCCACGAAGGGCUGCGCGGAGGCCGGCGGGGACCGGCGAGCUCAAAGGCUUGGCAGCUGCACCGUCAGAGAGCCUUGAGGGAAGUGUGCCUGGGCCAAACUCGCGGCGCGACCAGGGAGGGAUCCCGAGGCCGAACGCUGCCCGCCUUACACUUGCGGGGCUGCACGCGGGUACCACAGCCUCGCCCGCAGGCGCCCUCCGCUGCGAUCCGGCCCGCGCGUGCGCAGACGCCGCGGCCACGCCCAGGGGCGGGGCUAGCACCGGCGGGCUCUCUCUGCCGGCCGACGCUCGCUCCGCCCGGUCGCCAGCUGGUGUCGUUAGCUGUCCGCGGCCGAGGGCCCCUCCACGUUCAGAGCGGUGUGCUCGGAGGAGGACCCGAGGAGGACGGACGCGCGAGGUCGCGGGUCCAGGAGGCCAGAAAACUGGCCGUGGGCUCUUUGAGUGGGGAGGGGAGGGGGCUGUGAGUGUCCUGGAGGGGAGUGGGGCUGCAGCCCGGGCAGGCAGAGGGACCCCCGGCAGACCCUGCGGACCGAGCCUCCGCAGACCGACCCUGGCGAGGCGUGAGGCGGGCGGCGUGGGCGGGGCUGGGCCCCCGGGCAGCGGCCGGCCUUGCGGGCGGGGACCCUUCUGAGCGCCAGCGUCCUCUUCUCUGGAGCAAGGAGCCUCGGCCUUGAGGCUGCGGUGCAGACUGCGGUGCCCGCGCGGCUCAGAGCCCGUGGAUCAAGCAGACCCGGCCUCGACUAUGGUUUGGACCAAGGACGCCACUGCCCCGCACUCCCUGGAGUCAAGGCCUGAAGCUGGCCACAAGGAGAAUGUGCCCCCUAGGCCUGCUGUCCCCCUGAGGCCAGAGCCACGGAGAGGCCCAAGGAGCCCGGGUGGCGGCCUGCGCAGUGGACAUGGCUGGUGCAGGCCCUGGUGCCAGGCCGAGAGGCAGGGGCCUGCCGCCGCAGCCUCCCCUGGGACGAUGAUGGGCCAGGAGCCCUCUCCAGUCCAGAGCAACCUGGCCAGUGCUAGGUCCUGCCUGGGCCUUGCCCUGAAGGACACGCCUGACCCGGCGGCCAGCGCAAGCUCCCGACAGCAGAGCAAUGUGUGGGCCCGGGCCGCGUGGCCCCCGGCGAAGGCACGAGACCUCACCGUCCUCGCCCAGCAAAGCAACCUGGGCCUCAGCAGCACUGGCAGCCCCGCCCCCCUGAGCUGCUCCGGGCCCCACGCGCUGACCUGGGCACGUCCCCCUCCGAGAAGGCCGCCGGCUCGCCCAUCCCCUGGCCCAAGGCGGUCCCAGCUGCAGGCCACAGACACCCUCUGGCCGGGCUUUAGGCCUCUCGCUGGGCGCCCCCGGCCGGGCCCCAGAUCCUGGUGUGGCCUGGGGAGCCGGACCUCCGGGCUCCUUGGGAAGCCCCUGACGCUGGAGGACCUGGCUGUCCCUGCCCCGCGCCAGGCUCGGGCCCCGCCCCACGCUGCCAUUCCCCAGCUGCUGGCCCCCGUGCGACAGCCGGAGCACCAGGCCACCUGUCUUCUGUGCCCGGCAUUCCACGAGCCCCCAGGCUGGGAACUCCCAGGCCACUCCCGACCCAGCCGGCCCACCGUGGCUUGCCGGAGUCACAGGGAAAGCGAAAAUGUCCCGGACCCUCAGGCCUACGGCAAGCCGGUGUGGCCCGAGAGCGCUCUGCAGGGGCUGUCUGGGGUUCUUGACUCUCAGCGGGAGGUCCCCCCCACUCCACACCUGGGGCCAGGAGAGAGCAGCAGGGGGCCGCCGGGGGACCCCAGGCCUCCUCCACUCCGUUCCUCGGCCUUCUCGGGAGCAGCAGGCGGGGUGGGGGCCCUCAGGGAGCAGGCCGGUGGGGAGAAGGCGAGGACGGCUUCCUGUCGGUCCGGUCUGCCAGAUGAGGCCUUGGUGGCAGUCAGAAGCACAACACAGCGUGAGGCCCCGCCCACCGUGACCCCGGAGUCCCAGGCAGCCUGCCGGCAGCUGCUGUCCAGAUGUUUCCGAGCCUGGAGGCGCGCGGCGGCGGCCGUGGCGCUGGGUCGCCAGCAGCUGCUACAGAAAGGCCUGCGGGCGCUGCGCUGGGCCGUGCGGCUGCGCGAGGCCCGGCUGGAGGCGGCAGGGCGGCAGCACAGGAAGGCCCUGCUGACCCGGAGCUUCCGAGAGUGGAGAACUCUGACCCCUCAGCGGCCACAUCCGGGCGGGGUCCGGACCAGCGGCCACACCCAGGCAGCGUCAGCACUGCCUCCUCUUGGAGCAGGCCAGCGCCGUGGCCCCUCCUUGGGAAGAAAUCCAGGGAGCCCGAGGGAGGAGACAGAAGCCUGGCCCAUUGAGCUGCGUCCCGGGCAGAGACCAGGUGACAAAGAUGGCAGAGCUCAGGUCCCGCAGGCCCUGUGGAGGCUGGCUGUUUUCCUCCUGUGGAGCCAUCAGAAGCAGCAAGCCAUCCGGGGAGAGGCCGCACAGAGCACUCGGGGCACCGGGCAGCCCCCCGAGACUGCAGACGCGGCUGGGGGGGCCCCAGCGGGCCCCCAGCACCACAGAGCCUGGCUGUGCAGGUGCUUUGGGGCCUGGAGGCGGUUUGUGCAAAGAGGGGCCCAGUACCGAGACCACCUGGCUGACCGCCGGGCGGGGACCCUGAGGACGUGCCUGGGACAGUGGGUCCGGAUGAAGCAGCUCCGGGCCUUGGACGGGGCGAAGCUGACCCUGCUGUGUCUCUGCCGGCAGAAGACAGGGAACACGGCCUUCUGCAUCGCAAUCACGGGAGCCUCUGCUGCCCAGGGCCUGGGGGAGCGGGCUCAGGCCCGGGGGCUGCUCCAGGGGCCAGGCCCGGCCUCACUCCAGGAAGCCUGCCGGAGACUGGCCCUCCAGCGGGCCCUGCUGCUCUGGAAGACACGGCUCUCCCAGCGCCAGCAGGCAGACUCCUUCUUGCAAGGCGCGCAGCAGCGGGCGAUGCGACGCAUCCUCGGGCGUUGGCGCAGGAGGCCGUGGGGUCCGGGCACCCCGCCAGGCGGCAGCACCACCAAGACCUCCUGUGCCCUGAAGCCAGCGGCCAGCAUCCCAGGAGGAGCAGCUUCGCCAGCCUGUGGCUCACCCUGCUGCUCGCUGGCGAAGGCCUCCAGGGCCCCCGCCCUCCUGGAGGCUCAGGUGAGCUUUCGGCGGGCGGCUGAGCGGCGGCAGGAGAGGCGGUGCCUUCUGCUGUGGCAGGUGCGGGCCCAGCAGUCUCGGGCUGCGGCAGGAUGGAGCCGGCGCGGCCUCCAGAGGCGUGUUCUCCUCAGCUGGAGCCAGUGGGCAGCAGCCCAAGGGGCCUGGAGAGAGCUGGCCACCCGCCAGGCCUGGGAUCGGAGCUGCAGGGCUGUGCUGGGCCUGUGGCGGCAACGGCUGGCCCAGUGGCGAGAGGCAGAGCGGAGGGCUGGGCAGCGGGCCUGGGGGCUGGCGCGAGACGCCCUGCGCCGUUGGCACUCCUGCUGGCAGAGACAACAGAUCCUGCACACACAGUACGAGAGGUGGGCACGGAUCCACCUGCAGAACCUGCGGCGGGCCGUGUUCCAGGGCUGGCGGCAGGCGGCAGCUCGUCGGAGACGUGUGCAGAGCCACUUCCUGGCCUCGUGUGAGGUGGCAAGAGACACGAGAGCACUCCGGGCCCAGCGUGGAGCCCUGCAGGACGGCCUGAGGAGGAGGACACUGGGGGCUGCCUUUGCCACGUGGCGGGAAGCCCAGGCUGCUGCAGCCCGCGGCCAGGAGCAGCGUGUGGCCCAAGUCUCCGGGGCCUGCCAGGGAGGCCUUGGGCAGUGGGUCUGGACAAACAGGCAGCUCUGGGGGGCCCAGACCCAGCAAGCCCUUGGAGCGUGGCGAGAAGCCCUGGGCCAGCACCAAGAGGCCCAACAGCAAGCAGAAGGGAGAGCCGGGGCCCGAGCCCACGUGGCCCUGCACUGGACCCCAUGGGUGCACGAGGCCCGCCUUGCCCCCACCAGCCCAGCCCCUGCUGCCCAGACGCUGAGUGCCUGGGUCCCGGAGGCCCUGGCCCAGUCAGCAACCCACAGUCACAUCCAGCGAGCGGCCACCACCCGGUUCCUGCAGGCUGGGCUCGGGGGCCUCCUGCAGACCCACUGGGCCCAGUGGCGGACUGCACUGUUCAGAGCAAGGCUGGAGCGGAGGGCCCGGGCUCAGGAAGCUGAGCGAAGGCUCUGGCCCGGGAGCUUCCCGCUGCUGCUGGACACCCCAGACCCUUGGAUGCAGACCCUCAGCAGCUGGACACCAGCCGCAGGACCCACAGUGUUACCUGGGCCAACACAUCAGCACAGCCACGGUGGACGGACGCCGCCAGGGAAGAUGGCCUGGGUGCAGAUCUGCCCUGCCUUCCAGCUCUGGCUGCCGUGGCCUGGAGACGGCAGCUCGGCCCCAGGCCUGUCCCCUACAGGACCAGGAGGGCCCUGGAGCCCUGAGACCAGAGCCCUCCAAGGGGAGGACGGGAACAACGGAAGGGAUCCCAGGAGGCUGAGCUUCGGCAGUGGCACCUGGCAUGGGCCUGGCGGACAUGGCGGCAUCGGGUCCUGCGGCUGCGCGUGGCUCGGCGGCUACAGCAGCAGGAAGACAGCGGAGUCCUUUCCCGGAACAUGAAGCUGACGGGGUCCACCACCGUGGGCUGGAUGAUCUCUCGCCCCGGGAAAAUGCCCCAGGUGACUGCAUUGGGUUGCAGCUCAGGGGCGUUGGUGAUGUUCU
Oryctolagus cuniculus (rabbit) is the source of this 6703-nucleotide messenger RNA. NCBI's taxonomy places the organism in Eukaryota, Metazoa, Chordata, Mammalia, Lagomorpha, Leporidae. The record is from RefSeq and is a predicted model, not a curated record.